UUGAAUUUAAUUUAGUUUGAGAAUUAAGAAUUAUGAUGAAUUUCGGUUGAUAGUGGUAUACUAAGACUGUGGUAUAUAAUAUAUAUUCUUUGAUAAUUAGAUAAUAGGUACAAAAAGUUAGCCUAUAUCUAUAAGUAGAUAAUAUUAAUAAAUAUUAGAACAAUAAUAAUUUAGAAUAUAAAAUGUGUUUUACUUUUUUUUAUGUUACUUCUCUAAAUGAAACAGGUUUGUUGAUUGUUUAAAUUCUGAAAUCUGAGUGAGUCUAUUAGCAGUUUGCUUACGACGUCGGACGUAGUUCAUAAUAUCUUGCUUGAUUGUCAAGAAGUCUGUAGGGUAUAAAAUCUGAGCAAAGGAAAUUCCGAUGAGAAUGGACGAUCAAAGACCAAAAAAGUAUGGCUGUGUACACGACGGUUGCAAUGCGCUAUUUGAUAGACCUUCGAGAUUAUCCCAACAUAUACUUGUGCAUUUAAAUCACGAAUUUUGUUUUAGCGACCGCAUAAAUGUGUAGAAGAAGGAUGCAGUAGGGCAUAUACUAGUAAGAGUCAUUUGGAAAGACAUAUUAAUACAGCUCAUAGAAGUUAUGAUGCUGAUGCUGUAUAUAGCUGUCCAAUGUGUCUGAAACAAUAUGCCAACGAACAGAAUCUCAAACGACAUUAUAAAAUCGCACAUAUCAACUGUUCAAAGCGAUAUUAUUGUAAUGAAUGUAAACUAGCAUUUAAGAAAAAACAUCAAUUAAGUUCUCACAUGUUUAGGCACACUGGAAUAAAGCCAUUCAGCUGCUCACUGUGCCCUAAGACAUUUGUUACAAUUACUGAAAAGAAAAAACAUGUACGGAACCACAAAAUAUAUACAUGUGAACAUUGUUCUAAGACAUUUACAAGAUGGUCAGAUGUUUUGAAGCAUAAACGAAAUGAUCACGCAUCCAAAGAAUAUAUUUGUCACCACUGUGGGAAAGUUUUUAAACAAAGGAAUCAUAUAAUUCGUCAUGUAAAAGUGCACAUGGAUUCAAGACAUGUUAACACAUAUUUCUGUCCAUUCGAAAAUUGUUUGAGAGUAUAUUCGAGAAACAGCAACUUAAAACAGCACAUUCAAAUAAAACAUGAAGGGCUAAGGUUUGACUGUUAUAUUUGUGGAGCGAAACUUUCAACUAAGGGUAAAUUAAAUGAACAUGUCUUACGGCAUAGCAAUCCAACACCAUAUAAAGCCCCUAAAACUUUAAUGACCGGCCGAAAAAAGAGAAAAGAUGCAUUCGACCCCCGGACCAGUACCGCUUUGAAAUUAGCUGGACUAUGUCGGUCUGAUACUGGGACGAACGACGAAGACGUAAAUACACACGACGUCGAUGAUUCUACCAAUGUGCAAGCGUGACCAGAUAUUUAUCAUACAAAUGCAAAAAAAGCGACAUGAUGCAAUUUUGUACCUACUAGAUUAAAUGAUGCGUGUACACGAAGCUGAAUGACGGGCCAUGGAUGUAUGGUACUUCUCGUGUUGCCGAAGAGCGUGGUCGGUGGAGAUUACUUAACACCGAUUGAGACUCUUGAUUGGGUCGCCUCUUAAUCCUCAAAUAAGAUCAGUUUGAUCAUAGAACUAUAAACCGAGCAGUUCAGAUAACCGAUGGUUCAGCUCUAAUUGGAAAUAAAUGAUCUACGGGUGCCCCAAAGUUCACGUAAAUUUUCAACUCCGAUGAUUGGAACUCCGAAAAUGUUCUUUGUUACAUUUUUCAUUCUAACAAUCAUUAUACCUAAUACUCUGUCUCUAAUGUUCAUCAUUCCAAAUCAUUCAACUUCAUAAUACCAGUAGCAAUAGACAUCUAUAUAUUAUAUACCUAUAUUUUAUACUGUAGAAUUAUUGAUUAAAUUACAAAUAACAUUCGGUACAGAUAAUGUAAAAUAACAAACUUUGUUACUUAUACGUUUUAUGACACAAAUCCUUUUCCAUUGAAUGACACUCUUAAUUUUUAUAUGACAAAAAAAAAUCGCAUUUGCAACUUAUGUACGUACCUAUAAGUAAUUUGUAGGCUCACACCAUACAGUCAAUAUUUGCAUUUGUAUUAAGUGAGUUCCUAUUUGUUGUGUUAUUAUUUUUAUUUAUUUGUUUACUUAUAAUAAGAAAACCAUUAAUUAUUGUUAUAUGUUUUUUUUUCUAACUUUACAUACUUUUGUGACUUAUGUUCACGCAAGCGAGUGAGCUUACACAACCGUGAAAUAAAAAAAUGUCAUCAAUA
This is a messenger RNA of Leptidea sinapis, 2224 nucleotides long. Its product is annotated as zinc finger protein 431-like. Gene Ontology annotation, molecular function: DNA-binding transcription factor activity, RNA polymerase II-specific; RNA polymerase II cis-regulatory region sequence-specific DNA binding. The transcript is spliced from 7 exons. The coding region runs from base 610 to 1368 and encodes 252 amino acids. Gene Ontology annotation, biological process: regulation of transcription by RNA polymerase II. Gene Ontology annotation, cellular component: nucleus. Lineage: Eukaryota; Metazoa; Arthropoda; Insecta; Lepidoptera; Pieridae. The record is from RefSeq and is a predicted model, not a curated record.